This is a messenger RNA of Apodemus sylvaticus (European woodmouse), 1261 nucleotides long. It is a transcript of the gene Rrp36, whose product is annotated as ribosomal RNA processing 36. NCBI's taxonomy places the organism in Eukaryota, Metazoa, Chordata, Mammalia, Rodentia, Muridae. The record is from RefSeq and is a predicted model, not a curated record. Gene Ontology annotation, biological process: maturation of SSU-rRNA from tricistronic rRNA transcript (SSU-rRNA, 5.8S rRNA, LSU-rRNA). The transcript has 7 exons. Gene Ontology annotation, cellular component: nucleolus; 90S preribosome. Bases 173 to 907 code for a protein of 244 amino acids.
GAGCCGGGCAGCUGCUCUGGGGCCUCAUCCGGCCCGAAACUGAAGUCCGACCACUGCAGGGCGGUGCCGGGCAGAGCCCUCAGCACAUUGGCUCAGGCUUCCGGAAGGGGUGGGACUUGGGAGCUCUCCGUGAGCGGAAGUGGUGCGUUUUAUCAACGGGACUACGCGGAACAUGCCGAAAGCUGGUGCUAGUGCUCAGGCCGGGGCCGGAGCUCCCCGCCGCGCCAUGAAGGGCGGGGAUGUGACCGGCGGCCAGACGAAGGCAGACACAUCUGACAUGUCAUUUGAGGAGCUUCUGAGAUUACAGAGACACACCAGACCCAAGGCAUACAAACAAUUGGGAGCUGGAAAGAGCGCUAAAACUCGAAGCCCCACCCAACCGGCAUGUGUCGCCGAUAAGCACCGGCCUCUGGAAAUGUCAGCCAAAGCCCGGGUGCCAUUCUUACGUCAAGUGGUUCCCGUCAGUAAAAAGGUCGCCCGAGACCCCCGCUUUGACGAUCUGUCAGGAGAGUAUAACCCUGAAGUGUUUGACAAAACUUACCAGUUCCUGAAUGAUAUCCGAGCCAAAGAGAAACAGCUUGUGAAGAAGCAGCUGAAGAAGCACCGCUCAGGGGAGGAGCAUGAGAGACUGCAGCAGCUGCUUCAGCGGAUGGAGCAGCAAGAAAUGGCACAGCAGGAGCGCAAGCAGCAGCAGGAGCUGCGCUUGGCCCUGAAGCAGGAGCGGAGGGCUCUAGCCCAGCAGGGCCAUCGGCCAUACUUCCUGAAGAAAUCUGAGCAGCGCCAGCUGGCCCUCGCCGAGAAGUUCAAGGAGCUGAAACGCAGCAAGAAGCUGGAGAGCUUCCUGAGUCGGAAGAGGCGGCGAAAUGCAGGCAAGGACAGGAGGCACCUGCCUCUGAGCAAGGAGUAGCAAGGGACGUCUGUCCCAGGAGGCCUGGAUCUGUGGGACGAGUGUGCGGUUGGCCAGUCCUGGUUCUGUCCUCCAGAGUAAGAACUAGGACUGAUGGAGGCUGACUCAGAAGACGGUGUGCUCCUGGCCGGUGCUAGGGCUGCACAACAGCAAGACCUCAGCCGUCCAUGUCACACCACCUUUCUGGAAUCGGGUCUGUGGACAUCUGGUGUCAUGGUCUCAUGUUCUCAUCCCAGCCUUGCCUUAAGCCAGUGACGCAGAUGAAAAGGGCGUGUGGCUGUGGUCACGGGAACUUCCAGAGCAGGGCCUCCACCAAGAGCCACUCUGGAAACAUGCUUGUUUUGCCUUGUUUUA